Messenger RNA from Heterobilharzia americana, 2998 nucleotides. The record is from the annotation of a GenBank genome assembly. Lineage: Eukaryota; Metazoa; Platyhelminthes; Trematoda; Strigeidida; Schistosomatidae.
GAAUUGGUGACCUAGUAGCAUGUUGGAAUAAUCAAAUGUGUGGUACCGUGGCUUUUUGCCUGUCUAUCAGCUUCUAGUUUAAGUAGGCAAAAUACGCGUGCAUGGGAAAAUGUCUGAAGGAGACCAAGGAGUCACUGUAGAAAAGGAUGUUGAUGUUAAGAAAGAUUCUUCAUCAGGUCAAACCAAGAAGAAAGACAAAAAGAAACCUGGAAAAGACCAAAAAAGCACCAAGGAUGACCUAAAAGAGAAGAAGCUAUCGAAGCAUGUUGCAAAGAUAAAAGAAGACCUAGCCAGGCAAAGAGAAGAGGAGGAAAGAUUGAAGCGUGAACAGGAAGAGGAAUUACGACGUCUUGAAGAGGAGCGUCUGAAGGAAGAAGCCAUUCUCGCCAGGGAACGAGAACUAAAACUGAAGAAGAAGCAGAAGGAAAAAGAACGUAAACAACGUCUAAAGGAAGAGGGAAAGUUUCUUACUGACAAACAAAAGGAGGACCGGCGUAAAGUUAUGGAGUUACUACAGGCACGCGGUAUUGAGAUUCCAGAUGAGAAGUCAGAUGUUAAGAAAAAGCCACAGUAUGCGAAACUCAAGAAGCGCCCUACACAGGUGAAAAAAGACGAAGCUCAGGAGGUGCAACAAGUUUUGACCAAUGAAGACCCUGAGAUGUCAAAUGAAGAGCUAAGUUGCUGGGAAAUGUUAGCGGAUACCCACCUAAAAACUCCAAGUGAAGAGAGUUCUGAGGAAACUGAAGACUACUUGAUCAUUGAACAAAAACCCAGUCAUUCGGAAUCAACGGAAGCAUCUACCAUUAAUGAUGUAGAAUUACCUGAAGAAGAAAAGGCUAGACUUAUAGAACUAGCUAAAAUUCGCAUAAAGGAAUCUCAUGAAGCAUAUGAAGCUCAGCGUAGUGAAAAGAAUCUACGAGCUGGAGUUAUCUGUGUGUUAGGACAUGUUGAUACUGGGAAAACUAAGAUCUUGGAUAAGUUAAGGAAUACUCAUGUUCAGGAUCGAGAAGCUGGUGGUAUUACCCAACAAAUCGGUGCAACUAAUGUUCCACUGGAGAAUAUACAAUUGGCUACUCGAAUGUGCCCUUACCUAAACCAUUCAGAGUUACGUUUACCUGGGCUACUCAUAAUUGAUACUCCUGGUCACGAGUCGUUCAGUAAUCUACGUGUACGUGGAUCAUCUUUAUGUGAUAUAGCAAUUUUAGUUGUCGAUUUAAUGCAUGGAUUAGAAGAGCAAACAAAAGAGUCAAUUAAAAUUUUACGAUCACGAAAAACACCAUUUAUAGUGGCUCUUAAUAAAGUUGAUCGACUUUAUGCAUGGAAGUCUAAUCCUGAAGUUUGUAUUGAAGAAGUAAUGAAAACACAAAGUAUUAUGACUCAAAAUGAUUUUUCGGAUCAUUUAAAAAAAGUGUUUCAAGAAUUCGCAAUGAUGGAAUUAAAUGUAGAAUUAUUUUAUAAAAAUACUAGACCUGAAGAAUUCGUCAGUAUGGUGCCAACAUCUGCACAUACAGGUGAUGGGAUGGGUGAUCUUCUUUCAUGUUUAUGCCUAUAUUUACAAAAUAACCAAAGCAAACGGUUAGCCUACACAGAAGAGUUGAGUGCUUCAGUUAUGGAGGUUAAAGAAAUUCAUGGUUUAGGCACUACAAUCGAUGCAAUUAUUGUUAAUGGCCGAUUACAUGAAGGUGAUACUAUUGUUUUAGCUGGUCAAGAAGGUCCUAUCUGUACACAAAUUCGUGGUAUACUUCAGCCUGCACCUAUGUCUGAGCUUCGUGUCAAAGGAACCUACACUCAUUUAAAGGAGGUUCAAGGAGCUCAAGGUGUGAAAUUAAUUGCCAAGGAUUUAGAGAAAGCAUUAGCUGGUCUACCACUUUAUGUGGCGAAUGGAUUAUCAGAAGAAUUGUAUUACAAGGAAGAAGUAUGUCAUGGUUUGAAAAGCGCUCUAAAGGCUAUAUCUGUCACUCCAUUGGGUGUGUAUGUUGUCGCCAGUACACUUGGAUCAUUGGAGAGUUUAUUGGUUUACUUAAAAUCCAUUGAUAUACCAUAUUCAGGUAUCAAUAUUGGUACAGUGCAUAAAAAAGAUGUCAUGAAAGCUUCAGUAAUGUGUGAACGUGAACCAAAAUGGGCUGUAAUAUUGGCAUUUGAUGUACGCGUUGAUAAAGAUGCUCAAAAGUUGGCUAGUCAAUUGAAUGUGAAAAUUUUCACCUCAGAGAUUAUUUAUCGUUUACAAACUCAAAUGGAAAAGUAUAUGGAGGAUUUAAAGACUGGUAAUCAACGUAAACAUCGUGAUCUAGCUGUAUUCCCGUGUAAAUUACGUAUCCUGCCUGAAAUGAUAUUCAAUAAACGUGCACCAAUUGUUAUCGGUGUUCGUGUUGAAGCUGGUGUAGUACGUGUCGGUACACCAAUAUGUGUACCUAGUCGUGAAUGUGUCAAUUUAGGACGUGUCUUCUCAAUUGAAUCUAAUCAUAAACCUGUUGAAGAAGCGCGUACUGGAAUGGAGGUUUGUGUACGCAUUGAUCCAGCUGAUGGGGAAACACCGAAACUGUAUGGUCGUCAUUUUGAUCUCAAUGAUUUGCUAGUAUCAAAGAUUAGUCGAGAAAGCAUUGAUGUGAUGAAGGAAUACUUUCGUUCAGAUUUGAAGAAAGAAGAUUGGAAGCUAAUGAUUGAAUUAAAGGAGACAUUGGAUAUCUCAUAGUUCACCGUUUGUUGUAUGAUGUUUUGUUAAACACCCCCUAGACCCACCCCUUCCUAUUGUGUCAAUUUGUUUUACUGACAAUUCUCUACGGCCUUUUUUCAUGUUUUGAUCUUUCUCUAUUCAUUCUAAUGUUGUUAAACUUGUUCCACCAGCUUGUUGAAGGUUCCACUUGAUUACUUGGCAUAACUGUGGGCACCAUGUUUACCUCUUGGACAUUGAAUAGGUGUUUAUUCAAAGUACUACCAUUACUAUUAGUUGGUUGGUUUUGCUCUUGUGUAUAGAAGUUAUAUCCAUAUAAUAUAUAUA